Humulus lupulus (European hop) is the source of this 1357-nucleotide messenger RNA. Its product is annotated as sorbitol dehydrogenase. NCBI's taxonomy places the organism in Eukaryota, Viridiplantae, Streptophyta, Magnoliopsida, Rosales, Cannabaceae. Gene Ontology annotation, molecular function: oxidoreductase activity, acting on the CH-OH group of donors, NAD or NADP as acceptor; zinc ion binding. The transcript has 6 exons. The record is from RefSeq and is a predicted model, not a curated record. Bases 71 to 1165 code for a protein of 364 amino acids.
UUAGAGUUCAGAAACUACCAAGUUUUAAGAGUCAGAAAGAGCUAAAACUAAAUUACAGAGAGAGAAAGAAAUGGGUAAGGGAGGGAUGUCUCAUGGGGAAAUCAAAGAUGGAGAAGAAGAAAACAUGGCUGCCUGGCUUCUUGGUGUCAACAAUCUCAAGAUUCAACCUUUCACUCUCCCACCUCUUGGACCUCAUGAUGUUAGAGUAAGGAUGAAAGCUGUUGGCAUAUGUGGUAGUGAUGUUCACUACCUCAAGACCCUGAGAUGUGCAGAUUUCAUUGUUAAAGAGCCCAUGGUGAUCGGCCAUGAGUGCGCCGGAAUCAUAGAAGAAGUUGGGAGUGGAGUGACGACCCUUGUGCCUGGUGACCGCGUUGCACUUGAGCCUGGAAUCAGCUGCUGGAGGUGUGACCUUUGCAAAGAAGGUCGAUACAAUCUAUGCCCAGAGAUGAAGUUUUUUGCUACUCCACCUAUUCAUGGUUCUCUUGCCAAUCAGGUAGUGCAUCCAGCAGACCUAUGUUUUAAGCUGCCAGACAAUGUCAGCUUGGAGGAAGGGGCAAUGUGUGAACCCUUAAGUGUGGGUGUCCAUGCUUGUCGCCGAGCCAAUAUCGGUCCAGAGACGAAUGUUUUGAUCAUGGCAGCUGGACCAAUUGGCCUGGUCACGAUGCUGGCUGCUCGUGCUUUUGGGGCUCCCAGAAUUGUUAUUGUCGAUGUGGAUGACCAUCGUUUAUCAGUUGCCAAGGAUCUUGGUGCAGAUGAUACUGUCAAAGUUUCAACAAAUGUUCAGGAUAUAAAUGAAGAAGUGACUCAGAUACACAAAGCCAUGAUCGGUGGAGUGGAUGUUAGUUUUGACUGUGCAGGCUUUAACAAAACCAUGUCAACAGCCCUGAGUGCCACUCGUGCAGGUGGCAAAGUGUGCCUUGUGGGAAUGGGCCACAGUGAGAUGACUGUUCCACUCACUCCAGCUGCUGCAAGGGAAGUUGAUGUUAUUGGUAUCUUCCGGUACAAGAACACAUGGCCACUAUGCCUCGAGUUUCUAAGGAGUGGUAAGAUUGAUGUGAAGCCCCUUAUAACUCACCGGUUUGGAUUUACUCAGAGAGAGGUGGAAGAAGCUUUCGAAACUAGUGCUCGUGGUGGCACUGCCAUUAAGGUCAUGUUUAAUCUGUAGUUGUUAAUACUUGAGCAAAGCAAUAAAUCUUUUUACACAUUUCAACCAAGUACGAUGCUCUUAUGAUCCUUUAAUAUACGCUUUGGAUAGAAAUCAAUGAUUGCUGGAGAAUUGAUGACUAUUCUCUACGUAGUUUGAGAAAGGACGUGUGUGUACUACUAAUACAAAUAAUCAGAUUGUCUACUUUUUAUA